Messenger RNA from Lachancea sp. 'fantastica', 1482 nucleotides. The record is from the annotation of a GenBank genome assembly. NCBI's taxonomy places the organism in Eukaryota, Fungi, Ascomycota, Saccharomycetes, Saccharomycetales, Saccharomycetaceae.
AUGGCCGAAUUCGAUUAUUCUCCAAAGGUUCAAGAACUGCUUGAAUACGAUAAAAAUCAUCUAUGGCAUCCUUACACUUCCAUGAGUAAACCGCUACCGGUGUAUCCUGUCAAGUCUGCAACCGGUGCCACGAUUACUUUGGAUGCGAAAACUAAAGAUAAAGAAAAUGUUACCUUGGUGGAAGGGAUGUCCUCAUGGUGGUGUAUGAUCCACGGCUAUAACAAUGCUGAAAUAAAUGAAGCGAUGAUCUCUCAGAUUAAGAGUGUCUCGCAUGUUAUGUUCGGGGGCCUCACACACGCGCCUGCUAUCGAAGUGACUCAAAAGUUGCUGAGACUCGUUGACCAUGAAAAGCUUCAAUGCUGUUUUCUUGCGGAUUCCGGUUCGGUGGCAGUAGAAGUAGCAAUGAAGAUGGCAAUGCAAUACGAAUUCACAAGAAGCGGCGACAAAACUAGCAAAAGUAAGUUUCUAACAAUCCGCAACGGGUAUCAUGGCGACACUUUUGGGGCAAUGAGCGUGUGCGAUCCCGUAAGCUCUAUGCACUCGAUCUACAGUGGAUGCUUGCCAGAAAACAUUUUCGUUUCUGCACCUAGUAUGUUGGAAACUUUGCCAACUUCACAAGUUUUCGAACAGACGCCCGAGAUUUUUGGCGGGAACGUAAAGUGGGAUGAACAUGACAUUCAUGACUUCAAGAAAGCCAUCGAAGAGCGUCACAAAGAGAUAUGUGCUGUGAUAUUGGAGCCCCUUUUGCAAGGCGCUGGAGGCAUGAGACUUUACCAUCCACAAUUCAUCAUCGAGGUGCGGAAGCUCUGUACGAAAUUCGAUAUUCCACUAAUAAUGGACGAAAUAGCUACUGGGUUUGGUAGGACAGGUGCGAUGUUUGCCUUUCAUCAUUGCAAAACGUACCAGGAGAAGAUGGGGGUAGCGCAAGAGGAGAUGGUGGAUGUUUACCCUGAUAUCCUAUGUGUUGGGAAAGCAUUGACUGGAGGUUAUAUGACGCUGAGCGCAGUGGUCGCCGCUGAUCAUAUCAAGGACGUAGUGUCACAUUCGGCUAGUGCUACCGGGGGAUGUUUUAUGCAUGGUCCAACCUUCAUGGGAAAUCCGUUGGCCUGUAGUGCGGCUAACAAGUCAAUGGAGAUUCUGUUGAAAGGAAAUUGGCGCCAGCAGGUCAAUGAUAUCGAGGCACAGCUUGUUAAGGAACUUUACUUGGCGCUCAAAAAUGACACGGAACUUAUGAGCUCUGUCAUUCAAAGUGUUCGUGUGACUGGUGCGGUGGGGGUCGUGGAGCUGAAGCAGCCAGUGGACUCCGCGUGGUUCCAUCAACAGUUUGUUUCCAGAGGUGUAUACGUGAGACCCUUCAACAAGCUGGUUUACAUUAUGCCACCCUACAUCAUAAGUGCAGAAGAGCUAACCAAGGUCACUCAGACGAUUAUUGAGGUUAUAAGAUUAUGGCAGUCGAAGCUUAUCGACCAGGGAAAUAUAUAG